Messenger RNA from Harpegnathos saltator (Jerdon's jumping ant), 7150 nucleotides. RefSeq lists its product as uncharacterized. NCBI's taxonomy places the organism in Eukaryota, Metazoa, Arthropoda, Insecta, Hymenoptera, Formicidae. Gene Ontology annotation, biological process: proteolysis. The transcript has 28 exons. Bases 96 to 6704 code for a protein of 2202 amino acids. The record is from RefSeq and is a predicted model, not a curated record. Gene Ontology annotation, molecular function: protein binding; chitin binding; serine-type endopeptidase activity. Gene Ontology annotation, cellular component: extracellular region; membrane.
AUAAAGCUGCCGCCGAUCGGCUACCGUGUCGCGAUUUUACGAGGAAUCGAGGUUCAGUGUAGUACGAUGCUCGGUCUCUCGUGGAGGUACUGAAGAUGACGGCGUCACUUGAUCGCUUCCUCGUCGCGCUCUGCGCCGUCCAUAUCAUCGUCUUCGUCGGCGCGAUCUACGAUCCGAGAGCCACGACUACGAAGCCGCCGGAGCGUCGGGAAUCGGUGCUGCCUUGGCAUUCGGCGGCCAAAGGGAACGAGUCGGGGAUUCCAGCCGAGGGAUCUCGCGCUGCGAAAUGGCAAACAUACGACGACGACGACGACGACGACGUGCCGUCCGAGCCGGCUUGGGGCCCUUGGCGGAAGAAACCCGGCAGCGAGAUCGAACAAAGAAAGCUGGUCGAUAUCCAGGAUCAGCCGGCCGAGCAGGCUCCCGAGCGACAGCAUCGUCCGGGAGCCGGUGAAUGGCAACAACAGGAGAAUCUGGAGCAGCCGCUUUUCCGGCGAGAGCAGCCGGAUAAAAAUCACGGAGGCCUCGCGGAUGCACCGAAAUAUGGGAGCCGCACUCCGCCGCGGAACACGAUCGAUUUCGAGCAUAAACUGCCGCCGAGAUAUGACGACAGCGAGGAAACCGAGGAUGAGGAUUUGUACGAGGGAGUGCCUCUCGACAGUACGAAGCCACGCAAGGAGAGCAUCCUUCUGUCGCGAAAGCCGCAGCACACGAUCGCGCGGUACGAUCCGCGAUCGGGCGUGCAGUGUCCCGAUCGCAAUUCCACCGGGCAAUUUGUUUAUCCGCCCGACUGCAAGUUCUUCGUCAACUGCUGGAAGGGCCGCGCGUUCGUGCAACCGUGCGCCCCGGGCACGCACUUCAACCCCGACACCCUGGAGUGCGACUUUCCGCACAAAGUGAAGUGCUACGAGGGCGAGUCCGCCGGUUACACGCAGCCGAUUCACCCCGAGUCUCAGGUCGUCCGGAAUCCGCACAAAUUGCGAGAACCGAAAUGCCCGCCUUACCUGACGGGUUUGCUGCCGCAUCAGGGAGAUUGCAGCAAGUUUUUGCAAUGCGCAAACGGCGCGACCUACGUUAUGGAUUGCGGUCCUGGGACCGUCUUCAACCCCGCUGUCGGUGUAUGCGAUUGGCCACGUAAUGUGGAGGGCUGCGAAGCAGGCGAACGGCAAAAUGGUACCUUCAAAGCCGAGGAGGACGUUAAAGCACCGCUCACACCUCCGAGUCCGCAGACGCACCCUUACGAACACAAAUCGGAGUACACCGAAGUGAAGAGGAUCGCGUGCCCUGCGGAUUUCACCGGAUUACUGCCCCAUCCGGAGACGUGCAAAAAAUUCCUCCAAUGUGCGAACGGCGCCACUUUCGUGAUGGACUGCGGCCCCGGGACAGCUUUCAACCCUCUGACGACGGUCUGCGAUUGGCCGCACAAAGUACCUAGCUGCAAGACAGACAAACCCGCCGACGGGGCGCACCGGACAACAAAUGUCUUCCGGCCACCAUCCGCACCAUCUGGAGCAAGUGGCACCGUGUCGUGGUCGAGUUCCGGCCAAUACAAUCGCACCAGUGGCCCUCGCGGUCACGGCUCAUGGCCAUGGACGACGACGACGACGACGACGACGACUCCUAAACCGGCGUGGAGGCCAGUCACGACAAGUCCAAGUCGUUGGGCACCGAUGUGGACAACCGCGAGACCUCCCUAUGACCAUCCCGGACACUCCGCUAAUCACCAUUAUGGUCGCGUCUACGAGGACAGCCAGCAUCGAGACUACGAGCCGUCUCGUCCGGAAUGGCAGCCGAACGGCGGACACUUCGGGCGACCCGGCGACUACGAUCAUCACGCGUACGAUGACCGCUACGACGCUUCCCGGUGGCCGGGAAGUCCGGUCGCCGACCGGGGCCAGCAGGGUACUCGCCAUUUCGGCCAGUAUCCGGGACAGUCGUGGCCAGCCGAGCAUAGACCUCCCCCAGAUAAUCGGUACGGUCAGGACUACGGUCCUCCAGGUCGCCAUUAUCAGCAUCGUUAUCACGGCUACGGGCCUCCGCCACCGGCGAGUCCGAGUUGGGGCUCAGGCAGUGCCGCUGAUGGAAGCUACGGCCGCGACUACCACGGGGAAUAUAGUCCGCAUCCGGGCGGCGGCCAUUGGCCUCCCGAUGGCGAUUACCACCGUCGCCCGCCUUAUCGCUACGAUUAUCACUACUUCGAGGACCCAGCGGCGCCGGGCGAGCCGGAUCAGAGGCAGUUCCCAGCGUACUCGCCGCCCGGGGACGGGACCAAGUUUGGCGCCGACGGGAAUUCGCAGGCGAGUCGGCCCGCCGGUUAUGACUUCUCGUCGGGCGGACGAGAGGAUCACGGCAGGACGAGUCCUGGCUUCUAUCGUCCAGACUUCGAUCGCACUUCCUCGCCGGCUGGGAACGUUUUUCUAAACAGGGGCGAUCCACUUGCCGGCAGGUGGAAUCAGACCAGUCAUGGUCCACGGUGGGGCAGACCGCCCGCACCUCCACCGGGACCAGGAAGCACUCCGUGGAGUCGGCCCGACGGGCCUGGUUUCCAGCCGAGUGCGUGGCACGGUCAGCAAAGUCCGGAACAAGCACCCGCUCGUCCGUGGGAUCAAGACACUCAGGAGGACAAGUUCCAUCAGUGGCAGUCGGGAAGCGACAUUUACCAGCAAAGUACGGUCGACAGGGAGAACGACGCGAAAAUGGCGCAGUGGGCGUCGAGGACGAAUAUCUUUUUAAGCCCGAAGGGCCAAGUAGCUUCAGACUCGAAGAACGAGACUCAGCGUCCAAGGACGAAUGUCUAUCCGGCUGGGAUAUAUGUGGAUGCAAACGGCGUGAAGGGUCACUUCAUCACGAAGGAGAUUGAGAAGAACCGAACGCACCCGGAGAUCCAGCACUCGUACGACACUCGAAGACCUCUCGGUCGGAACGACACUUUGAACACUCCCGCUUCAACAGACGCUGCCAACGAUUACGCGCCGUCCACCGUCACAACGACGAGAACGGAGACCGUAAGACUCCCAAGUCAAGCUGUACCGUCGAGAAGAGGGAAGGUAUACGUUAACACCACCACGAGAGGAACAGGGCCACGUGGCUCUCGCAACGAGAGCAGGUCCAAUCUACCCAGUGUCUCGAUUGAAGAGGAUGAUUCUUCGGGCGCCACCGACACGAAGCAAAGUGGCGAAUUUCCGGACGCCGUCCCGCAGCAAGAAACGGACGAUUACGUGGACGUGUUGGACGAGAAGAACGAGUGGAAGCCCAAAUUGGUCUUCGAGAACAGAAGCGAGACCACCAGCACGGCUCCGUCGGUCAUCAUGAGGAUCACCCCGAAGAAAACCGACGUCGAGCUUUUUAAUAUCGAAGCGGCGCCGUUCAAGGAAGAGGAACCACCUUUCCCCGUUUAUUACGUGCCGCCGGUGCGGCCGUUGACUCAUUCGCGAAAGACCGCUCUACCUACACCCCUAUCUGGCCAGAUGAUUCGCUUGAGAGGCGGCUCCGGCCCUGGCGAUGGUUACGUUGAGGUCCAAGGCGCCUUGCCGGGUUGGGGCAUUGUGUGCGACUCCAGAAACGGCUGGACAUUGAAAAAGGCGCAUAUAGUGUGCAAACAACUCGGUUAUACCAGGGGCGCCGAAAUGGCUUGGCAAGGCAGAAACAAUCGCAACGGAGUGCCAACUUGGAUUGCGGCGAACACUGUAACGUGUCUCGGCAACGAGACCAGAUUUCAAUCGUGCAAAUUCACGCACAAUCGGGAGUGCCGCGUGGACAGGGACGCGAUCGGCGUGCAAUGCGUCUCGAAUCGUAUCGCGCAUUGCCGCAAGGACGAGAUACCGCAUGACGGACAAUGCUACCAUUUGGCCGAGCCUGUCGGAGGGUCGAAUCACGACGAGGUGUCGGACUACUGCAGGCGAAGGAACGCACGGCUCAUCGACAUCAUCAGCCAGGCGGAAAAUAACUUCGUGUCGGAGUGGCUGUCGCAGUCGUAUCCGGAAGUUAACUCGAUCAUGACUUCCGGCCUCGGCUUCAUCACUAUGAAUCUCCCUCUGUGGCUGUGGGGCGACUCCUCUCACGCCAAGUUCAAAUUUACAAAGUGGUGGCCCGGCUGGAUGAACGAUACGAAGCAGCCACCGGCGGUGGGAUCUCAUCCUCUUUGCAUCGUAAUGAAACGGAAAUUUCCAUGUCACGGACUAGCCGAGUCGACGUGCGUCGCGGAUUACUUCUUCUGGGACACGGAGGACUGCGAGGCCAGCUCGAGGGGGCACUCUUUCGUCUGCGAGAGACCCUACGACGACAUCGGCUGCGUGUACGGCAAAGGAAAUCAAUACACCGGCAAAGCCAACGUAACGCUAUCAGGAAACGAAUGUCUCCCUUGGGCCGAGCAGAGAAUCGCGCAUCAACUGCGCGUGAAUGUCGUUAGCGAGGAAGUUCGGAAGAAACUGAGGACGCACAACUUCUGCAGGAAUCCCAAUCCCGCCAAGGAGUCGAGGCCGUGGUGCUUCGUGGGACCGGGGACGGGGAAGCGCGAGUACUGCGAUAUUCCCGCCUGCGGAAAUAUCGACCCAAAACGCUCGACGUUGACUGGCCAAUGCAAGCCUAGACAUUUCGAAUGCAUGCCAGGAGAGUGCAUCCCAUCUCCGUGGGUCUGCGAUGGAGAGGAGGAUUGCACGAACGGGGCCGACGAGAGGAAGUGUGCGGUGGACCUGAGCCUCUUUGAAAAAUCCGCGAGGCAUAAACUCGAGGGCUACGACGUGGAAAAAUGGCUGAACACGCCGCUGAAGACCUGCGCUUUAAGAUGCAAGGAGGCCGAUUUCACUUGCCGCUCCUUUAAUCACAAAGCGGAGGGUAACAUCUGUCUACUCAGCGACAGCAACAUCGGCCUAACUGGCGCGCUCAAGCCCGACAGGCAGUUCGAUUAUUACGAAAGGACGGAGAGGAGCGUCAACUGCGACGGCAUGUACACUUGCAACAAUCGCAAGUGCAUAAAUCAGACCCAGGUCUGCAACGGCAAAAACGACUGCAACGAUCGCAGCGACGAGAGCAUGUGCACCGCCGAGAAUCUCGAUUACGAUAUCCGUCUGUCGGGCACAAAUAACAGUCACGAGGGGCGAAUCGAGGUCAAAGUUCUAGGACACUGGGGCCAGGUAUGCGACGACGGCUUCGGCAUGAUCAAUGCUGACGUCAUCUGCAGAGAGCUCGGCUUCGCUCUCGGCGCGCUGGAAGUCAGACCGGGCGGGUUUUACGGGAAUCUCGAGCCACCCACGAGAUUCAUGGUGGAUCAGCUCAAAUGUCGCGGAAACGAGACCACUCUGCGGGACUGCGACUUCAACGGAUGGGGCGUCCACAAUUGCCAGCCGGAGGAGGCGGUCGGGGUCGUCUGCAAGACCGCGGUCAACACCUGCCAGCAAGAUCAGUGGAAGUGCGACAGCGUGCCGAGUUGCAUACCGGCGUCGUUCAUCUGCGACGAGGUGGUCGACUGCCCGGACAGCUCCGACGAGAGUCCGCAGCAUUGCGACGCGCCGUUCGAGCUGCGCUUGGUGGACGGCGACAGCCCGCUGCAAGGAAGGGUCGAGGUGAGACACCACGGGGUCUGGGGCACCGUGUGCGACGACGACUUCACGAAUACCGCGGCGGCGGUGAUCUGCCGAUCGCUCGGCUACGGCGGCAAAGCGAUCGCCAAGAAGAACGGCUUCUUCGGCCCCGGCGACGGGCUUAUAUGGCUCGACGAGGUUUUCUGCCACGGCAACGAGACGCAGUUGUAUCGAUGCGAUCACAGCCACUGGGGCCAACACAAUUGCAAUCAUAACGAGGACGCAGGUGUAAUUUGCUCACCCGGAAACGUUAACGACACCGAGCGGUGGGCGAUGGUGCCGGAACUUCCGGAGCGAAGCAUCGACGAGAUACUCCCGACCAACUGCGGCCAGCGAGCUAAGGAUUUCAACGACGACGAGGACCUGAUCUUCGCGAAGGUGGUGCACGGCUCCGUCGCGCCGAAAGGCACCUACCCCUGGCAGGCUAGCAUUCGAGUGCGAGGGCACAGCCGAUCGAGUCACUGGUGCGGCGCGGUGAUCGUGUCGCCUCUGCACGUGUUAACGGCGGCGCAUUGUCUCGAGGGCUACAACAAAGGCACGUACUUUGUUCGCGCGGGGGAUUACAAUACAGACAUCGAGGAGGGUACCGAAGCGGAGGCCAACAUCGAGGAUUACUACGUGCACGAGGAAUUUCGCCUCGGAGGCCAUAGGAUGAACAACGACAUCGCUCUGGUCCUACUUAAAGGCCCCGGCAUCCCGCUCGGCAAGGAUAUCAUGCCAAUUUGCUUACCGCACGAGAACACCGAGUACCCGGCCGGACUCAAUUGCACGAUCAGCGGAUUCGGCAGCAUCGAGACGGGAAAGACGACGCAAUCGAAGGAUUUGCGGUACGGCUGGGUGCCUCUGUUGGACCAGUCGAUUUGUCGGGCUGGUUACGUUUACGGCGAGGGCGCCAUCAGCGACGGUAUGAUGUGCGCCGGAUACCUCGACGAGGGUAUCGACACCUGCGACGGCGACUCCGGCGGCCCCCUGGCGUGUCAUCAUAAUGGAGCUUUCACUCUGUAUGGAAUCACCAGCUGGGGCCAGCAUUGCGGCAAGGCGAACAAGCCUGGAGUUUACGUUCGCGUGGCGUACUACCGGCGAUGGAUCGACCGGAAGAUCAAGGAAUCGCUCGCGGGUAGAUAAAGCGCGGCCACGGAAGAUUCUCCGCAAAUUCCGCAUCGUACACAUUAGCAAGAAUCGCGAAUCGCAUGCUUUCGUUCACGACGAUGCUUGGUUGGAACACAACGAUAAUUAGAGAUAUACUUACUCCGUCACACAUAUACUUACCGACCUCCAGUCUCUUCGUUCUGUGAUGUUAUUUAUAUCUCGAGAGGCUUUGGCAAAAAAUAAAAACGCAGGUGUCGAUCGCAGGAUGCGCGGUUGCGAGGCAGCGAGGAAGGCAACGCCGACGGAGACGUUCGGUUGAUUUGCAGUUUAUUUCGUAAGACAUCUUCGUUUCUACAGUAAUUGUAAUUGUUGCUUUUUCCUGUCGCUGUUACAUGAUUGAGCCUAUCUUUUAUGUACAAUAGUCCCAACGUGUGUCUGACCCGAUUCGAUCCAAGGUAACAACUCAACGAGUGGCGUUUAUA